Oreochromis aureus is the source of this 1790-nucleotide messenger RNA. RefSeq names its product zinc finger and BTB domain containing 25 (gene zbtb25). Gene Ontology annotation, molecular function: protein binding; RNA polymerase II cis-regulatory region sequence-specific DNA binding; DNA-binding transcription factor activity, RNA polymerase II-specific. Gene Ontology annotation, biological process: regulation of transcription by RNA polymerase II. The transcript has 3 exons. NCBI's taxonomy places the organism in Eukaryota, Metazoa, Chordata, Actinopteri, Cichliformes, Cichlidae. The record is from RefSeq and is a predicted model, not a curated record. Bases 236 to 1591 code for a protein of 451 amino acids. Gene Ontology annotation, cellular component: nucleus.
GCUGCAGCACCAGUCCGUCUGUUUCAAAGUAGCCUGCGAUCUGGAGGCAGCACCUGAUGAAGCCAACAGUACCACAUCAUCUGCAAAAUUCAGAGACAAGAUGCUGGCAACGCCCAGAUAAUCUGCCCAUCAUCGGUGACAAAGGGCGUCCUAUGCGGAGCCCAGCACCCACCGUGUCCCACUCACUGCCAGGAAUGUGGACCACACCUCACAGCAUACCCGCUGUGACGGGGUCAUGGAGGUGUCGUCGCACAGCCUCUUCCUGCUGCAGCAGCUCAACGUGCAGAGGGAAUUCGGUUUCCUGUGUGACUGCACCGUUGCCAUUGGAAACGUCUACUUCAAAGCUCACCGCGCUGUGCUGGCCGCCUUCUCCAACUACUUCAAGAUGAUCUUCAUCCACCAGUCCAGCGAGUGUAUAAAGAUCCAGCCCACGGACAUCCAGCCGGACGUCUUCAGCUAUCUUCUGCACAUCAUGUACACCGGUAUGUGUCCCAAACAGCCGGUGGACCACAGCCGGCUGCAGGAGGGCAUUAAGUUCCUUCACGCCUACCAGCUGUGCCGCAAAACUGGAGAGGGUGCUGCUGAGACUGCCAACAACGUGGUCCGCAUGUCCAACCUCUAUGGCAUUCAGAUCUCUUCCCAGCUGGCCAGCAAGGAGGGACCCGGAGUCCCCAAGACCACCACGGUGUCCCGCGGGGCCGAGGAUGGGCGAUCCUCUGACCGAGGGGCCCGGUCUCACUCCCAGCUGUCCCUUGCUGUCGGACUCGAGGGGGUAUCGUCGGACCAUCAGGCCUCAGCGCUACGUUGCUCUGUGGCAUCCGGAGACGAUUCUGACAUCUCAACUACCCGUGUCAAGCAGGAACGCUUAGAGGAGGAGGAGGACGGUGAGGAGGGUCCAGGUGCAGGGUCUCCAAUUCAGGACAGCAGUCCCAUUCAGGGCCUCCUGUUCAAAGACCGGCCGCUAGUGCUGCUCUGUCCCCGCUGUGGAGAGCGCUGCUCCUCCCCAGAGGGCCUGCGGGAGCACCUAUUUAGCCACGCCCUUGACCCCGCCCGUCUCAUGGAGGGGCUGUCACAGGGUGGUGAGCUGGAUGCCGGCCUAGAGGAGGGUCCUCCAGGAGCCCAGGAGCAGCUGGAUGCAGGAUGUUUAGAGGAAGCACUGAGACAGAGCCAGGCGCUAGCCAACCAGCUGGCUGCUGAGCUGAGGCGGAGCCGAGGAGGUGGUGGGAGCGGAGGAGGGGGGAGUAGCCCCGCCCCCUCCCUGCACUCACGCAAACGUAAGAUCGCCUGCGCUGUCUGCAGCUUACGCUUUUCCCACAAGAGCCAGCUGCAGGAGCACAUGUACACCCACACAGGCAAGCCGUCCCGCUACCACCGCUACAACCGCCUCUGCAGCCAGCUCUUCCAGGCCUCCGCCCACUUCUGCGACAGUGCUGCUGAGCCUGGGGGAGGGGCUGGGGGUGGAUCCUCAGUGGGCACCCCCAUAGCUCUCUCUGAGGAGCCCAACAGGGACACUCAGGACAAUGGCAGUUCCUGCUACUCCCUGGACUCUGAGAUCUCCCAGGAGAGUGUGGACGGCGUUCCGGUCGAGUGAUGCCAUCUGUUAUGAGGGAUGUGAUUGGACGGAAUAGUAAUUUCCGCAGGUGGUGGUGUUCUGAGUGUUUGAUCUGUACCUGUUUGGGAGUAGGGAUGGGUAUCGUUUAGGUUUUAUCCGAUACCGGUGCCAAACCGGUACUUUUGAAACGGUGCCGGUGCUUAAACGGUGCUCAAACCGGUGCUUAAAGAAUGGAGAA